Molecule: messenger RNA, 984 nt
Organism: Parnassius apollo (apollo)
Lineage: Eukaryota; Metazoa; Arthropoda; Insecta; Lepidoptera; Papilionidae
Source: the annotation of a GenBank genome assembly
AUGAAAAAGCUGGGAAAAUUGAUUAGCGCUGAACAUCAACUUUCUUUCGCACACGCAAUCCACUUGGCGGUUCUUGAUGUAAUGUACAAGAAGAAAUCCAAACAACCCGAAGAAAGGAACGUCAGUGAGGACAACAAUGAGGACAACAAUGAGGACAACAGCGAGGACAACAGUGCGGACAGCAGCGAGAACGAGAGCGAUUACGAGAGUGAGGACGAGAACGAAGACGGUGGUGUAGUGAUCGACGAGGAAGAAGACGAGGAAACCAAUUUAAGUUGCAGUGAACUCGCGAAAACAAUAAAAAAGUACGAACAGUAUUUCGCCUUUUUAAAAUGUCUGCAAAGAAGAACGAAGUUCAUCUUCAAAAAACAGCAGACGGAGAUCAGUGAGAAGUUGAGAGAGGCGAUCAUCGUACGGAUCCUGGAACGACGCACUGAUAUAUCUCAAGUGCUGCAGUUUUUGCACGACGGAGAGCAAGAAAACAAUGAGCUGUGUAGAAAACUCACCAAACCAGCCAUUGCGAGAAUCAUCACGAGGUUGAUCAAAAGGCUGUAUCCAAAUUCAGAAGCAAUUUUCGAACAGGAAACCGGUGGUUCAAGUGUUGAAAGUGCUUCCGAAGAUUCAACCUGCAUGGAGUUAGACGAACUGUCGUUAAAAGAGAAGCUGAGUCGUGCGAUCCAGAACAAACUCAACCGACCCAACAUGACGACAAAAGUUACCAGCCUGGAACAAACUAUCCUGCAAGAAGUGUCUUUCUUCAAUGACCACAAGGUUCGAGGACCAAACUUUGAAAAAGUGUAUUGUUUACUGAAAACAAUACCGCCAACCAGUGUGGAAUCUGAGAGAGCUUUUUCGACAGCAAACAAUUUUUGCACUAAGCUGCGAAGUCGUCUUGGUGACGACAGCAUCGACAAAUUGUGUUUUUUGCGUGCUCACUUUUUGCGUACAGACAAAAACAAGUUGGUGUACAUAUUUGUAAUAUAA